CAAAAUGGCCUCCACAACAAUUUCUAUUCCGCGUCGUCUGCCACUUUUGCAGGUCGAUGAGAAUGUUUUACUACCCGGAUCGUCCAUGCGAAUCCCGGUCAGAAGUCAUAGAAACAUGAAUAUGGUAAAGAGUCGCCUCCUUGGUAGAAAUACACUCAGCAGCACAAUAAUUGGAGUGAUACCUAAGGAACCAGGGGCGUCUGAGAUCAUGGAUACCGCAUCCUUUCACGAGAUUGGUACAGCAGCAGUAGCAGUGCAAGUGACUGGAACCAACUGGCCACAACCAUCCUAUACCUUACUGGUGACUGGUCUCUGCCGCUUCAAAAUUGAGGAGAUCCUACAGGAUUCUCCCUUUCCCAUUGCUAUGGUCUCUCAGCUGGACAAACUACCUGGAGAAGAAGUUGAUGAUGAUGUGAAAACCAGUGAGAUGACCGUUCUGAUUGACAACUUCCGAGAGCAAGCCCUGAAGCUGGUGGAUAUGCUGGACGUCUCGAUACCUGUUGUAGGCAAAUUGAAGAAAAUGUUGGACAGUGUUCCAGCCCAUCAUCUACCAGAUAUCUGUGCGUCUAUCAUCAAGGCUUCCUACUCGGAGAGGAUUCAAGUGUUGGAUGCAGUUGACUUGACAGAAAGAUUCAAAAAAACUCUCCCACUUCUCAUGAGGCAAAUAGAGGGACUGAAGCUUCUCCAGAAAGCAAGGAGGAACAACAUCGACCUUGUGGCAAGAAAACAAGACUCGUCACGUUCUGGUGUUAUGAGGAAAUUUUUCAAGAAUUCACCUGACUUAGCACACUCUGAUGAUGAUGCUGAUGAUAUACAGGAAUUGGAACAUAAAAUAAAGGAUGCUAAGUUACCUGACCAUGCCCUCAAAGCUGCCACAAAAGAAUUGAAAAGAUUGAAGAAAAUGCCCCAGCAUAUGCCAGAGCAUGCUAUGAUUAGGAACUACUUAGAGUUGAUGACAGAGUUACCGUGGUCAAAGUCUACAACUGAUAGUCUUGACAUUGACAAAGCAAGGAAUGAUUUGGAUGCGGAUCACUACGGUCUUGAAAAGCUGAAGAAGAGGGUUCUGGAAUACUUGGCUGUCAGACAACUCAAGAACAGUUUGAAGGGCCCAAUCCUAUGUUUUGUUGGGCCACCUGGUGUUGGCAAGACAAGUGUGGGAAGGUCGAUUGCCAGUACUCUUGGAAGAGAGUUUCAUAGGAUUUCCCUCGGUGGAGUACAUGACCAGUCAGACAUUCGAGGCCACAGGCGAACAUACAUUGGAUCGAUGCCUGGCAGAAUUGUCCAGGGAUUAAAACUUGUCGCUACAAAUAAUCCUGUCUUCUUGCUCGAUGAGGUUGACAAACUGGCCAAAGGUCUCCAUGGCGAUCCAUCUGCAGCACUCCUGGAAGUCUUGGAUCCAGAACAGAACAGUACGUUUACUGAUCAUUAUCUAAACGUCCCCUUUGAUCUCUCCCAAGUUCUGUUCAUAGCCACGGCCAACACAACCUCCUCCAUCCCUGCUGCUCUACUGGACCGGAUGGAGGUAAUCCAAAUCCCAGGCUACACUCACGAGGAGAAGCUGCAUAUUGCUGUCAGGUAUUUGGUGCCAAAGCAAGUCAGGGAGCACGGUCUCACUCAUGAACAAUUGCAAAUCCCAGAGGACUCCAUCAAACUCAUAAUAUCUGGUUAUACCCGUGAAGCUGGUGUCCGCAGCCUGGAGAGGAAGCUAGCGGCAGUCUGUAGAGCAGUGGCUGUCAAGGUUGCCGAGCACAGCGGAAAGACAACAAACAGAGGUGGACUGACUGCAGUCGAGAGAAAGGAACUAUUAAAGGAUCAGCUGCCUCAUGAUAUUGAUACUGCUGACCUUAUCCCUCCUGAGUUACCUAUUGUCAUUGAUGAAGUUGCUGUAGAAGAUAUACUAGGGCCAGCCACCUAUGAGCAUGAGAUGGGAGAAAGGUUGAGCCAGCCUGGUGUAGUCAUAGGCCUUGCAUGGACCCAGGUCGGGGGAGAGAUCAUGUUCAUUGAAGCGACCAAGAUGCCUGGUGAAGGCAAGCUCCUGUUGACUGGCAUGCUGGGUGACGUCAUGAAGGAGUCGGCUAAUCUUGCUCUCAAUUGGGUGCGCAGUCAUGCAGAUCAGCUUCAAGUUCCCCUUGCACGUCAACUGGAGAAAGUCGACAUCCACAUUCAUUUCCCUGCUGGUUCUGUUGGCAAGGAUGGACCGUCUGCUGGUGUAGCCAUAGUUACUGUGCUGGUGUCAUUGUUUUCUGGUCGGUUGGUGAGGUCAGAUACAGCCAUGACAGGAGAGGUCACACUGAGGGGACUUGUAUUGCCAGUUGGUGGAAUAAAAGAGAAGGUGCUGGCAGCUCACAGGGCAGGAAUAACUCGUGUGAUUCUGCCAAAGAGAUGUGAGAAGGAUGUCAGGGAGAUACCAAAAAAUGUUCAGUCGGACAUAACGUUCAUCUACGUGUCACGAGUGGGGCAAGUUCUACGAGCUGCCUUUGAUGAUAGCUUCCCAGAUUUGGAAAACGAUAAUGGGGUGAUCAGCAAGCUAUGAAAGAAUAGAAUUAUACAACCAGUCAUCGGUCAUUUUCUCACUUUGUUACUCUGUCAUUGUGUCAAUGCAUAAGUUUGCAUAUACAUGUAUAGUACAGUGAUGAAUGAAGAAUUCAUAAGCCUUGUAGGGUGUUCUUAGAGUCAAAGUUGAAAUCACACAUUGUAUGAAUGCCAUUGGCCAAGAAUAGAAAGAUGAUGAAUUGGGAACUGUGUUUUGUAAAGUUGUUCUCAAACUAUGGUGCUAGAGGUGUAAUAAAUGUUAAUUUAUGCAGAAUUGUGAUAAGACAGCAGCAGUGUAAAUUAGUCAAUACGAAUAAAAUUAAA
Lineus longissimus is the source of this 2856-nucleotide messenger RNA. Its product is annotated as lon protease homolog 2, peroxisomal-like. The transcript has 16 exons. NCBI's taxonomy places the organism in Eukaryota, Metazoa, Nemertea, Pilidiophora, Heteronemertea, Lineidae. The coding region runs from base 5 to 2533 and encodes 842 amino acids. Gene Ontology annotation, cellular component: peroxisomal matrix. The record is from RefSeq and is a predicted model, not a curated record. Gene Ontology annotation, biological process: protein catabolic process; protein quality control for misfolded or incompletely synthesized proteins; protein targeting to peroxisome. Gene Ontology annotation, molecular function: serine-type endopeptidase activity; ATP binding; ATP-dependent peptidase activity.